UUGAUGUGCACGCGGCUGGUGAAGCAGGAGAUUAAAUUGAGCACUUAUAUCAGAAGGACCCUCCAAAUCCAUGAAAGGCCAGAAGAGCACCUGAAGACUCCAAUAAGGACUCUUUUAAAUUAUUUAUUUAUUGAUACUUUUUUUUCUUUCCUGGGGGGAAUUAAACCUCGGCUGCUAAGUUUCUUUUUGUCCCUUUUUCUCAGUAGUAGGCAAUGGCUGAACCUGCUGAAUUGCUGCUCAUCAAGGACCAGUAUGAGCUGGCGUUUCAUUCUUUGAAACGUGGACUGGCUGCAGAAGAAGCCCAGAAAAAAGCUGAGGCCCUCCAGUAUUAUAGAAAGGGUCUGCUGCACCUCACUCAGGGACUGGAGGUUCCCACUGGAAGAGCAUGGCAGCAGGGCGCAAACUGGGACAGAGCCCGGCAGCUUCAGCAGAGGAUGAGGGAUACUUUGAAGACUGUUGAGGGCCACCUUUCUGACCUGGAAACAUCUCAGCUUGUAACAGCAAACCAGAGAAGCCAGCUGUUCAAGGAUCUUUCUGCUCCCCAUCUUUAUCCAAACUUGGCCCCUAAUGGUCGGCCUUCCCAAAGCUCUCUCCGCCAUCUCUACCCCACCAUACCUGCUACCACCCACAACACUAUCCCAACCCCCAGCACAGUGGUCAGUCCUGCUUCCGCUCCUCCUCUGGACACACACUCCCUCCCUACACUGGCUCCAGAAACUAUAGGCAUGGCUAAUCCAGCAGACCAGCCUCCAGCAUACACACCACAGCCCACAGAUGGGCACCGUAUUCUGGCUUAUGGACCUGUUGAAGGUCGCCUUUGGCCAGGAAGGCAGACUGGAGCAGUAGCUGGAGAAAAUGUAACCGAGCUGUUUUGCAUCCCUUCUGGAGUGCAGCUGUUUUUCGUGGCACCAAACGGGCAAGUCAGCUCACUCUCUUCUCCAGGCUACCUUCGCAUCAUUGAAUCGGGCAGUCAGCAGAAUGCUUCCACUGCUGGAAAACCCACAGUGUUUUUACAUGUGUGUGACUGGCUGUACCCACUGACAGGAGACACCCCGGUGCUGCUGGCUAACUCCGGGAUCUUCAUGUUCCCUGACUCGUUGGCAGAGAUGCCGGGGUCCUAUGCGGGUAUAGUGUUGUCUUCUGAACUGUCUCCUGCUGACCGAGAGACUUUUCAGGACCUUCUGUCGCAGCUUGCUGAUUUCAGGAUCCAGGGUCCAGAGAGUACAGAGUCAGAGGUCAUCAACUUGAGUACAAAAGUCCCCCUUAAUUCCACAAAAGAGCAAAUAGGACUGAAUGCAUCAGCAGGAGAGCAGGAAAAACCACCACUUCCUGGAUGGAGUGAGAAGAUGGGCCAAGGAAUUUUGACAGGAGCUCUUCGGUUUAGUGAGUCACUUGUAAAAGGAGCAGAAGCAACUGGUAGGGCCAUUCAGAAAGGAGCAGCCAAGAUCCGAGACAACCUCACACCUGAAGAAACUCCUUCAGAGGUCAGCCCCAAUGUCACCAGACGUCUGGAGAUGGCUAAAAAGGCCACUGGAGGUGCUGUUCGAGUCAGCCAGUUCUUAGUGAAUGGCUUAGGCACAGUGGCAGAAAAAAUGGCAGAAAAGGUGGCACCCCAUGUGAAGAAACAUGGGGCAAAACUGGUCCCAGAGAGUUUGAAGAAGAAAGAAGAUGGCCAGGCUUCCAAAAUGGAUGGAGCCAAGUUUGUAGCGGUCAGCACUGUACAAGGUUUGGCUACCAUUUGGUCCAGUCUGGAGACUGGAGCGAAGCUUGUUGGUAAAAGUGUGGCAUCAGAGACGGUCUCAACUGUGACUUACAAGUUUAGGGGCUUAGAGAAUCUUUUAAACUUGUCCAGAAACAUAUGACUGCACGUCGGACUAAAGGAAAAGGCUUGUCAAUUAACAGCUGUACCUGCUCAACCCUUUCAUGUACACUAUUUGACUAACCCAGUCCACAACAGUAAACAGUCAGCAAGACAAACACGACACAGCAAGCAGAACUGACUUCAUCACACUCACUUUUGUUAGUCAUUUAUGUCAGACACAUACAAUGUGUUUUGGGUUCUGAGUCUUGGUAAUUUAAAACCUUUCCUACACAGGAUUUGUAACAGCUUGGUUUUUCAUGUGCUACAGCCCCCAUAAAUGCAGCCUUAUUUUUAUGCUUCAUGUCUAAUUUUCCUCUGUGUGUUAUGCAGAGCACAGUGAUUGCUUUGAAAACAUGGGUGACCUACACUUAAUGCAGUGCCUUAACUCCUCCUGUGUAGACAAAUAAAUUCCUGAAAUUGCUGCAGCUGAGCUAAUGUUCUGCUUGAGCUAUGGCUUCUGUGUAGACACAAUGUAAACAUCUGGCGUCCCUCCGGGUGUCCAUGUUACUGCUAAAUAUCAGCUUGUGCUGGGCGGUGAUGCUUAUGCUCUUCAUACUAUUUAUCUGUAGACCUUUCUCAUAGCUUGUUGUUAAUAAACUGCUAUAAUGAUA
Molecule: messenger RNA, 2472 nt
Organism: Archocentrus centrarchus (flier cichlid)
Lineage: Eukaryota; Metazoa; Chordata; Actinopteri; Cichliformes; Cichlidae
Gene: sparta
Product: spartin a
Exons: 8
Coding region: 213-1862 (549 amino acids)
Biological process (GO): negative regulation of BMP signaling pathway; cell division
Cellular component (GO): plasma membrane
Source: RefSeq, a predicted model, not a curated record